AUGAAACAUUUGAAGUUCGAGGCAUUGAAUGUUUCAGAAGGAGAAAAGCAAACAAACACAGGUGCCGAUGGUCUGCGCACCCUUGCAUAUCAUUCCUUGGAAACAUCUUGUCUCUGUCAUUUCCCACCGCGUGCAAAUAUGCUGUGUGUACAAAAUGAAAUAUCAACGCGUUUAACGUAUGCAAGCGUUACCUAUUACAUAAGACCAAAUUUUAAAGAUUAUCCGCUUAUUUCUAUCAGAAAGACACAACCACACAGACAGACACACACAUACGACAACAACAACAACAACACACGUUUAGACGACAUUUUCCCCGAGAUCGGGGGUUGCCGUUUGGCUACCUAUGAUGAAACCGAAAUACCCCUCGACGCCAUUCUGAGGGCCAUUUUUAAACUCAAACCAAUUUAUCAAACUUCCUCCGAGUUGCCAAAACUCUCAGUGCUUGAUUUAUCAAAGUUGGAAGAAAGUUGCAGAAUAUGCGCUGUGCAUUUAUCUGUCAUCUUCGCUCUUUUUCAUUUCGUUGAAGUCACAAAGCACCAGCUGAAAAACGUUACAGCUUUCCUGUCUACAUGCAUGCACAUCCUAAUGAUUCCGUGA
Molecule: messenger RNA, 597 nt
Organism: Helobdella robusta
Lineage: Eukaryota; Metazoa; Annelida; Clitellata; Rhynchobdellida; Glossiphoniidae
Exons: 5
Coding region: 1-597 (198 amino acids)
Source: RefSeq, a predicted model, not a curated record